GCUGUUGCCGUUGCCGCCGCCGCCGGGAUGUGGGGGUGAAGUGACAGCGGGAGCUGCCGCUGCCUGAGGGAGGGGCAGUGCCGGGCACCCCGCUCCGCCCAACCCAGGGGCCUGGGGCCGCUGCAAGCAACCGCUGCGGAAGGGAGAAAGAUGCGUUGAGCCGGUCGCUGGAAAGGUACUGCUAUGUGGAUAUUUGUUAGCAAUGACUGAUGUGGAAUCUACAUAUGCAGACUUCAUUGCCUCAGGAAGAACGGGUAGAAGAAAUGCUUUACAUGACAUACUUGUGUCCUCUCCAGGUGGGAAUUCUAGUGAACUAGCCUUAAAGUUAUCAGAGCUUGAUAUAAACAAAGCAGAAGGAGAAGGAGAUGCCCAACGAAAUCCAAGUGAGCAAACCGGGGAGGCCCAAGGAGAGGCAGCAAAGCAAGAGAGCUGACAUCCAACUUUGACCGACUGGAGCAGCUGCUGGAUGUUUUCAGACUACAAGAGCAUGCUGGAACAAAUUUGUUUCCAUGAGCAAGCUGGUGGAAAAGAAAGUGCAUGUGUCUUCACUGCUGGAACCCACUCAACACAACACUAAAAAUGGGGGUACAAGCUGUGGCAGAAGACAGAAUUUUCCCUACCUCUGUCAUUAGCAAUGGUUGAAGGUGUUAUUGAGUUCUUGGGAUAGUGUCACCUGAUGGAUCCCUUCGUAAUGACUACUUGAUGGGAACACUUCUAAGAAGUAGAGCAGGUAAAUCUUGUAGCAAAUGGCCUUUGUCACGUCAGAGGAUCUAAUUGUGUAUCUUAAGCAAAGGCUUGCGUGAUCCUCAGAGGCUUAAAAUUCUCUGGCCAAAGUGUUCACCCCUUAAAGGACUGUAAGGAAAGCACCAUUUUUAGAACUCUCUGUCUGUUUUACAGCCCUGUUCUUUACAAUGGGUUUUGUAUCGUACGACUUAGAUGCUCCACACUGCCCCUUCUCGACUGCUUAUGAAGGAUAUUUCUGUUACUGUGAAUUUUUCUACCAUGCAUUUUGAAAGGGCUGGGGUGGGGGGGGUUGGUUUUUGGUUGGUUGUUUGGUUGGGGUUUGUUGUUUUUUUUUUUGCAUAACGUGGUGACGUGCACAUGAUAGAUUUACAACCUCAACUGCUACAUUUGACUCUGCCUAACCUAAAUGACUUGGCAGCACUCAUCAUUUGGUACUAGCUGAGCCUCCAAACCCAGUUGUUAAUGUGAAUACUUCAGCGUGUUUUGUGUCCUUGAUAACGGUUUUGCCCCUUGCCUGUAGUUAGUUGCACAUCAGAGACUCCAAUUGAAGCUUUUACGUUCUUACUCCCCAGUUUUCUAAUUUUUACCCCCAAUUUCUUAAGCUUUCUCUGAGGUAUUCUUUUUAAAAUGUUAGUCCAAGUAUUUUAUUGUCAAGGGUAGUUUCAAGAGUACAUUUAUAGCCUUGUUUGGGUGAAAAUUCAAACAAAUUCCGUGGUGCUAGAGGUUUUGCUGGUUCACGUUGUUCGAGAUGGGCCUUGUUUACACAUGGGGGAAAUAACUGGCACAGGUUAUUGCCAAUUACGUGUUCUGGUAAGAGUUUUUGUUUGCAGUAUAGUCUAGUAGUGGAUCAGCCAGGGCGACUAUGUUUUCUAUUCCUUGCCUUUGCCUCAGUGGAUCAGGCUGUUGAGUUUGCACAGCUAGUAGCCUGUUACUGAUGCAUCAGAUACAUCUGAGUGCUCAAAGCUGCUACAGCAGCCUUUUGACUCAGAGGUGGAGAGGGAAGUGGGAGAUUUGGUAUCUAGAACUCAAAAGACUGGACUCUUUGCUUCUCAGCUAUUCCAACAUGACAGUUCAAACUGGACCUCCACUGAAAUACCAGGAUAGUUUGUCCAUCCGAGGGAUUACUUAAAUCUACAAAUGAAAAACCUAUUCUGCAGUAGCUGUGCUGAUUUUCCUUCCCUGAUCCUGCCCCAACAGAUAAGGCCAGAUGUGCAGAGAUGUGGUGCUAAGGGACAUGGUUUAGCACCAGACUUGGUAGUUAGAAAAUGGUUGGACUCAAUGAUCUUAAAGGUCUUCUCCAACCCAAACAAUUCUGUGAUUCUGUGAUUCUCUGAGGCUGAAAGCUACAGAACAGGGCAGCCACCCCUCUGUGUGACUACGGUGAGCAAGGAGAGGGACUGACUUGUAAACCAUGGAAAUCACAUCAGCACCAGUCACUUGAGUCAGAAAGAUUUGUUUUCUUUUAUUAACAGGAGGUGAUGUCACUUUAUAUAUAGUAUAUAUAUAUAUAUUAUAUCUAUUUUUGUGUUGUUGUUGGUUUCAAGUGUUAUGCACUUUUUAAUGUUUGUAAACUUUUACUAAUAUGGAUAGUGUGAUUGCUUCUUGAAUAUACUAAUCAUCAGUUACCAAAUCAUCUUUGUGGCCACUGCUGUUUGUUUCUACCAUAUGCAUCAUAGUACUUGUCACCUGAAAUUCUUCUGUGAGAUGUGUGGAGAAAACAAACAAACAAAAGCAACAACCCACAACACUUCUAAUCAGUAUUAUGAGCUCAUUUAUUAGUGUUAAUAAAAAAACCCAGCAAAAACACUGCAAAAAACAAACUAGCCAGCAGUUUGCUUGUGGUUCAUGAGUGUAUUAUUAACUCUCACCUUUUCUGGUUUGGAAGCUGAAUGCCUUGCUGUCCUAUUAGCUGUCGAAUGCCCUGUCCUCUUGGUAACAGAAGUAGUCCAUUUGCUUUGAAAACCCUCUUACCUUUAAACUAAUUAUUUACCCUUUUGUUUUGCUUGGUGUUCCUUUCAAAGUUAACAUAUAAUUAUUAUUGAUUUUUUUUUAAUU
Messenger RNA from Dryobates pubescens (Downy woodpecker), 2799 nucleotides. RefSeq names its product cAMP-dependent protein kinase inhibitor alpha (gene PKIA). The record is from RefSeq and is a predicted model, not a curated record. Lineage: Eukaryota; Metazoa; Chordata; Aves; Piciformes; Picidae. Gene Ontology annotation, molecular function: cAMP-dependent protein kinase inhibitor activity. The transcript has 3 exons. The coding region runs from base 203 to 433 and encodes 76 amino acids. Gene Ontology annotation, cellular component: cytoplasm; nucleus. Gene Ontology annotation, biological process: negative regulation of cAMP-dependent protein kinase activity.